AAAAAAAUAAAAUAAAUAUAUUUUCUCUCUCUACAUUCGCUCCCUCCGGCAUCCGAUCCAGAUUACCAGAGAAUUCAAUCAUCAAUUCAACACGAAGAAGUGGUGUUGAAAAUCACAAGUUUUUUUUUUUAGAGAGAGAAAACGAGGCGACGCCGAGAAUUUCGACUGAUGAUUUAGCUGAUGCGUUUAAUCGCAAUUUUUUUUAGAGAGAGAAGUUAUUGUAGAUGCAGGAAUCGGAGAAGGCAAUCGGAAUCGGUAGGGUUAGUGAUUGAUUUGAUUGGAUUGGAUUUGGUUUCUUCGGGAAUAGGAAUUUUGCAAUGCGGUUGAAUUGACCGCUCGGCGGUGGGUGGGGGAAAUCAGGAUCGUCGGAUUAGCUGCGGUGGCGGAUCUGAUGGUGAAGAGUUCAUUGUCAAAUUCAAGGAAUUUAUCAGGGCGGUUAUAUUCGAAGAGUGUUGUUAGCAUUGGCGGUGGAGGCGGGUGGUGCCAGCGGUGGUUUGUCGGUGGUAGGAGGAGGAAAGAGGAGAAUAGUGGCGGAGGUGGAGGAAGAUGCAGCUGCACUUCUCACCUAGCAUGAGAAGUAUAACAAUAUCUUCGAGCAGCAGCGGAGGAAAUGUAAAUGGAGGAUGCGGGGAUUUGAUGAAGAUCAAGGUCGCAGCUCGCCACUUCUCGUAUCGCACGCUCUUCCACACCAUUCUCAUACUUGCUUUUUUGUUGCCGUUUGUUUUCAUUCUCACCGCACUCGUCACACUCGAAGGUGUCAACAAGUGCUCCUCGUUCGAUUGUUUAGGGCGAAGAUUGGGGCCCAAGCUUCUUGGUAGAACUGAUGAUUCUGGGAGGCUGGUCAAGGACUUUGUUAAAAUCCUGAAUCAAGUGAAUUCCGAGGAAGUCCCCGAUAGUUUAAAGCUUCCAGAAUCUUUUAGUCAACUUGUUUCCGAAAUGAAAAGCAACAAGUACAAUUCCAAGGAGUUUGCUUUGAUUUUUAAAGGAAUGAUGGAGAGGUCCGAAAGGGAGAUCAGGGCAUCCAAGCUUGCUGAGCUGAUGAGUAAACAUUUUGCAGCUAGUGCAAUUCCCAAGGCCAUUCACUGUCUUUCAUUGAGGCUCACCGAUGAAUAUUCUUCCAAUGCACAUGCACGCAGGCAGUUACCAUCUCCGGAGUUGCUCCCCUUGCUUUCAGACAACUCCCACCACCACUUUGUGUUGUCAACUGACAACAUUCUUGCUGCUGCAGUUGUUGUAGCAUCUGCUGUCCAGUCAUCUCUAAACCCUGAAAAGAUUAUUUUCCAUGUCAUAACCGACAAGAAAACUUAUGCAGGCAUGCAUUCGUGGUUUGCCUUAAAUCCCAUGUACCCUGCUAUAGUUGAAGUGAAAGGUAUUCAUCAGUUCGAUUGGUUAACGAGAGAAAAUGUCCCAGUUCUUGAAGCUGUCGAGAACCACUACGGGAUACGUAAUUACUACCACGGAAAUCACAUUGCUGGAGCCAAUCUUACUGAUACGACUCUCCGAGCAUUUGCCUCGAAAUUGCAGGCUAGAAGUCCAAAGUAUAUAUCAUUGCUCAACCAUCUUCGGAUAUAUCUUCCCGAGCUAUUUCCAAACCUUGACAAGCUGGUAUUCGUGGACGACGACGUCGUGAUUCAACGCGAUUUGUCUCCUCUCUGGGACAUUGACCUUAAUGGAAAAAUUAACGGAGCAGUCGAAACUUGCAAAGGCGUAGAUGAUUGGGUCAUGUCCAAAAGGCUUAGGAACUAUUUCAACUUCUCUCAUCCACUAAUAUCAAAUAAUCUGGAUCCAGAUGAAUGUGCAUGGGCAUACGGAAUGAAUAUCUUCGAUUUACGUGCAUGGAGAAAAACAAAUAUUCGAGACACUUACCACUCCUGGCUUAAAGAGAAUUUGAAGUCAAAUAUGACGUUAUGGAAACUCGGAACACUUCCUCCUGCAUUGAUUGCAUUCAAAGGGUACGUACACCCAAUCGACCCCUCGUGGCACAUGCUUGGACUGGGCUAUCAGAAUAAGACCGAUGUAGAGUCUGUGAAAAAGGCGGCGGUGAUUCACUACAACGGCCCAUCAAAACCAUGGCUCGAGAUUGGUUUUGAGCAUCUCCGCCCGUUUUGGACCAAGUACGUUAACUACUCCAAUGAUUUCAUUAGGAACUGCCACGUGUUGGAGUAGUAUUAGUUAAUCAACCAACACACCACACACCAUAAUGAAAUGAUGGGACAAAAAAAAGGAUUGCAAAAAUAAAUAAAAUUAUAUAUAUAUAUUUAUAUACAUAUUAAUCGGUAUAUCCCAAUCUUGGAUUACGUUGUCCCUCGUUUCUUGAAGAAGAAAACCUUUUAUUGGGCAUGUGGAGUCAUUUUUUUCAGCCUGUAAAAUAGCAGUUGGUACCAAAAAAAAAAAAAAAAAGACACUAUAUUUUGACCUUAUUCUUAGAGCUUCGAAAAAGGAAAACAAACGUUAUACGAGCUUUUCGAUGAAGCGCAUCUUAUCGUUGAACCGAGAGAAAAGACCUAACGAAGGUCGUCUCUCUGUAAGGCUUCCCACUCUCGGCCCCAUUGGCUAUAAAAAAUAUUCUUUUUUUUUCCUUUAUUUUGUUUCCCAUUUUCUGUUGAAAUUUUUGUAAUCCCACCAUUUUUAUUUUUUCGUUAUGUUUUUUUAAUGGCUAUUGUCGUCGAUAGGUUAUCGAGGUUGUUGUUGUUGUCGUUAUUAUUACAGGAAAACCUUGUUGAGUUAGAAAACAACAUAGGUUUUACUUGUUGAGUACCUCUUAUUGUAUAAUUUGUUCUACACAUUUUAGAUUGUGCAGAUUAUUAUUCUUUCAUAAAAUCUUAUAUCAUAUCUGUUUCUUUUGA
Erythranthe guttata (spotted monkey flower) is the source of this 2846-nucleotide messenger RNA. RefSeq names its product putative galacturonosyltransferase 13. Gene Ontology annotation, molecular function: polygalacturonate 4-alpha-galacturonosyltransferase activity. NCBI's taxonomy places the organism in Eukaryota, Viridiplantae, Streptophyta, Magnoliopsida, Lamiales, Phrymaceae. The record is from RefSeq and is a predicted model, not a curated record.